CACUAUAGUGUCCCCCUCAAUGGAUCCGUUCUGUGACGAGGCUUCGGGGAAGAAAAAUGACUCUGGCUAAAGGAAAGUCGUCGCUCGACCACUCCGUUACGUCACCUGCGUUAUAAUCAUGGUGCGAGUGAGUGACCACUGUCCAGGCCACUGCCAGUUUGUCAGGUGACAGUGCUGGCGUUAACAGGAGUGACUUUGGCAGAUGUCAUUCAACCUCACGAUGCCACAGCAACCAAGCUGGAUACAAACGACCCUCCUAGCGAUGCCCUGCACUAUAGCGGCAAUGAUGAUGACUACAUCACAGCCGAGUCCCAACCGUUGAUACCUGACGACGAAGAAGUUCUUUUUACUGCCGGUUCCGAAGUACGACCGCAAAGACGGCGACGACCUGGCGGGAAAAGGAGGAGGCUACCUCUAGACCCCGAACGGCUGCGUCUUAUCAUCAAGAGACGGCAGGACCUUGGGUUGCCUGUGAGGAAGCUGGUCAGAGCACAGCAGGCUUUAAUAGCGUACGAAGAACAGAUUAGAACACAGUUACAAGAGUCCGCAGCAGUUGACACAAAGCCUGGAAUACCCACUAAUGCCCACACCCUCGUGACCUCACCUCCACGCACCCGCCCUUUAACUACAACUACGACUACCACAACGACGCCUGCCCCCACUACCAGCACGCGCAAGGGUGUCCGUUUCCCUUCCUUCAGCGCCGUCACCAGAGAGCAGAGACUCCGCCACAGAGCAAAAGGGAUCCGUGGCAGUUGGGGCUUUAAAACGAGCGUCGUGGAAGAGGAUGGAGAACAGGAAGAGGAAGCAGAAGACAAGGAAGACGAAAAGAAGAUACUGAGUUCGACGACGCACACAUCAAAGUCCCUGUCCACCCGGCUUCGGGGACUCGCUAAGGUGCUAAAGCGUCCUGCGCGUCCACAAAUACUCGUAAACUAUUCCCGGACGCCAACGCCCACGUUGAAGCCCUCACCAGUAACGGUCAUGAGUGAAGACAAGAGGCUUCGCUACCGCCCCGUCCUCGCAAGGAAGGAGAAGCUCAAGAAGCAACAUACGACAACCUCAUUUACCCAUUCCGUCACGACUGAAUCAUCCAUCUACGGUCCUUAUGAGCCCGACCCAUAUGGUCAUUCUGAAUCCCCAAAUCACGACGGCCUCAAGACCAAACCAAGACAGACACCCGUGCCUAAGAAGGUUGCUUUGGAUCCUGUGCCCACGACCACUGUUAGAUAUUUCCAGGAUCAGGAACCCAGUUACUUUCCUGAGGAACCCACCUACUCUAUCCUCAAGCCGGUCUCCACGCCGCAGAAUACCGCUCACACCACUACUUCUCCGGUGUACACCACAGGAGCCCCCACCUACGGCUCUGACGACCCCGUGGACAUAGUGUACGAUCCGACAGAGUACGCAUCCCCUGCCUACGUCCUGGCGCCAAAAUUUGCUCCAGAGAAAGUUUCCUUUGCCUCUCGUGCCCAGCCACAGCAAUCCUAUGCCCACGAACCAGCCUUUGUCCCGGAACCAGCUUAUGCGAUUGAACCCGAAUAUAGCUCCCAACCUGCGUUUGACCCCGAACCAGCCUAUGAUCACGAUCGUGUUUCUGCCCCUGAACCAGCCUACGGUUCCACUUACGACGCCGAACUUGGACACAACGACCAUCUGGAUUACUCGUCGGAGGAGGAAGAUGCGGGAGCGGGGAUAUUCGACCAAUACAAGUACGGAUACAGCGUAGCUUCUGAAGACACUGGGAAUUAUCACGCGCGCUCGGAAGCCCGGGAUGGGGAGACAGUCAGUGGAUCAUACAAGGUGGCGCUACCAGACGGCCGCGUCCAGGUUGUGACAUAUAUUGCAGACGAGCAGGGCUUUCGGGCGGAGGUCACAUAUGAAGGCGAGGCCACUCUGUCCACCAUGAACCCCACCCCUCCGCAUAACCCUUCACGCCCACCUGUCCACGCCUCUGCCUUUCCUCCCGCCCAGAAAGUCCCAGAUGACUUCCCCACUUACCAGGCCGAUACAAAGGCUCUGAGACCCACUACGUCUUCACGUCUACUCCAGCCUUCUGUCACUCACCCCAGACGUCCAGCGCCACAACCCUACAGGCAUCAGUUCAAUGGCCAUGAUCACCCUAUCCAUCAAGCCCCCAUCCACACACCACUUCCUAUUACAACGUCCCACCACGGUGGUACCCCUACUCCACUGCCUCCACACCAUUCCCGUACGUUCAGUACUCCGCCUAUCCACAAUUCCACACCCGCUACACCCAGCCAGAAUCUCCACUUUGGCGACCACUUUCACGUGACCACUGCCUCGCCGAAUCCUUUCCGUCUUGUGGUGGAUAAGACCAGGGCGUCCACUUUCUCUCCCCUUCCUCUCGCGCCUGCCCUUCCACCCUCUCCUCCACUUCUUCCUUAUUCUUCUUCGUCUUCUUCUUCCUACCCCUCGACGUUUUCCUCCUUUAGGAAUUCCCAGAGACAUCAGGCCACCACCACACCUGCGCCCCCGACUCCCACACCUAACCCCUCUCAUGAUGCCUCUGUUACGCCUGCAUUCGAGGUGCCCUUCGCUGCGACCGCCCAUCCCGUCACCAACGCCCAUGUGGCUGACAACGGCUUCAGAUCCACGGAAUCUUUCAGGACCAAGAGUCCAUUACACUCCCUUCACCACCAAACCACCUCCACUACACCCAAAUCUACUACCAACGCCCACACCAUCGCCCCCGCCCAUAGACACAGUCAUCCCCCUCUCACGACACCCGCUGCUCCUCCGCCAGCGAACCUCUACGAGUAUGAUCCGGCGGGCCGCGCGGGUGGCACCCACACCACGCUCUACAAUCCUGACCCGGAUUCUAGGGCGUACAUCCACGCUCUCGGGCAGGCGCACGCCGUCCCGCUGCUCCUUCCCUUCUCACCGCCCCAUGCGGAGGGAGACAAGGCCAGUACCCACCCGCACCACAACGUCCUGCCGCCUCCUCCAAGGACCUACUACCUCUCCCAGCCCUCGUAUUCCAUUCCUGCCUACGCCUCCACCGCCGACCCUCAGAUCGUACGCCUUCUUACGCCCGCGCCCGCCCACAGCGCCGAGAGCGUGGAAAUCACCCGAGGCGAUGAGCAAAGGCCCAGGAUCUCCAUCAAAGUGCCCGAACCCCACGAGACUGACAUCUACCCCGCACCGCGACCCAGACUCCGACUGCGCUGAGGGCGUCGCGUUGGGGUGUAUAUUGUCUGCGCUUUCAUCUUUCAUUUGAUCUUUUGUCACUCCAUUAAUCAGAUUAUCUCAUACCUACCAUCAGCUUUACCAUUUCUUUCGAUCCCAAGUUUAUUCACUUCACUCUCUCCUUCCGUUAUAUCUUUCAUUUAUCUCAGUUUCCUUCUUAAACCUUUCCAUCCGUUCAAUCAUUUUUUCUCCCUCUAUACCCCUGUUCUUUGACAGGUAGAUUGCAAUAGCUACCAGGAGGUAGAAUUUCAGGUGUCAUCAUCACAACUCACCGAAGGGGCGUUUGCUCAUCUCUCCUCAUUUUCUGUUUGUUGUAAUUUUGAUUACGAUAGGUGUUAUAUGUUGGAUUUUAGUCUGAUUCUAGUGUAGAAUUUUAAAAAAUGAACCUAUUGUUUACGCUUUUAUUAGAAAAUAUGAAUGUAAAAUUAUUAUAGAUUUACAAUAUACAUAUUAUACCAAA
Messenger RNA from Penaeus chinensis, 3670 nucleotides. Its product is annotated as adhesive plaque matrix protein-like. The record is from RefSeq and is a predicted model, not a curated record. Gene Ontology annotation, cellular component: extracellular matrix. Bases 985 to 3192 code for a protein of 735 amino acids. The transcript has 5 exons. Lineage: Eukaryota; Metazoa; Arthropoda; Malacostraca; Decapoda; Penaeidae.